Molecule: messenger RNA, 1128 nt
Organism: Saccostrea echinata
Lineage: Eukaryota; Metazoa; Mollusca; Bivalvia; Ostreida; Ostreidae
Exons: 1
Coding region: 1-1122 (373 amino acids)
Source: RefSeq, a predicted model, not a curated record
AUGUCGCUCCUUCUGAUAAAGACACAAGAUCUGACAUGGCAAGACCGGGCUCUGAACAUGGAAGUGAUGCUAGAACCAAAGAAAACACAGCUCUUGUUCAAGAAAAACAAAACUCUCUCCAUGCGGUGCGAAAAAGACAGACAACGAUACGACAAACAAAGAACAGCAACCAUACGGAAUUAUAAGACAGAGAAAAGAUAUAUGGAUGAACGAAACCAAGAACUCUACAUCGUUAAAACUCAGAGGUUCUUACAGAGCAUUCCUCCGGAUAUGAAGCAACAGGUUCUAAGCAGAAGAUCAUUUUCUAUUAGUUUAACCAAACUUACCAAAGAUAUCAAUGAUGAAACAAAUGCUAGAGCCUCGGCUCCGCCAAACAUGGUAGGAAUAAUGUCUCGAGAGGAAGAAACGGUACUGCCCGCCAUUACGCUGCAAACACCGGAACCGAGUCCUAGGAUACAGUAUCAACGACAGGCAAAGUCCUCGAUGAACUUAUCUUCCCAUAACUGUGUAAAAGAUCUUUCUGCUUCUGCUAAUGACCUUGAUGGUACCCCUGAAUCUCAGAAGUCAAGUCGGAACAAUACACCGAUACCAAGCUAUCUUCCAUCCGUCCAACAACCUUUGCCCAGUGGAAUAAUGAAGGAUCAAAGAAGAAACUCGGCAAAUCCUUUGCUCACAGACAGAACUGUUAGAUUUGCAGAAAAAAAUAAGGAAGAGAAUAAAAAUGCAAAAGAACCGAGGGUUGAUCUGUAUCAAGAAGAGAAAAAUCGAAUUGAAAAUCUAAAGCCUAAAGUGCAGAGAAAAGUUAACGCUUUCUUAAUGGAACAAAGUAAAUUCAAUAAAAGGGCUCCGAUCCCAAAGACUGAAUUGCCGAGGAGGAACAAUGUAGAAGACUUGUGCGGAAUUUCUAAAACCAGACUAGUCAGUGCAUUUGACGAUUUUUGCGAAUUGUCAAAUCGAGAUAAUUUUCAAAAACUUGUGAAAUAUGCUACGAAGUACAAAGUAGCCUCUCAUUUGUCUUCCAAAAUUGUGCCUUCGGUGGACACAGUGAAAGCAUCCCGGUCUUUUCUCAUGAUACAGAAUCAAAUGGGAAAUCAGGCGCGAAAUCUCGUUCAGGGCACGUGACAAAGC